ACGUGAUCAAAUCAUGUGAUUGCAUUAUCGUAAGGACUGAACAGAUAUUGAAAACAUACAAUAAUUAAUAAAUAUCAAACCGAUCAAACUAGCAAAUUUCUUAGAUAAUUGUACAAAUCCUUAACUUUUAUUCUUUUGCUGUAACGAUAAGAAUGGCGCAUUUAGGAAUAAAAGGAAAACUGUUGGCAGUAAUAGGUGAUGAAGAUACAUGUACUGGAUUCUUAUUGGGAGGAGUUGGGGAGUUGAACAAGCAUCGGCAUCCAAAUUUCCUUGUAGUUAGUAAGAAUACUCCUGUGUCAGAAAUAGAAGACUCCUUCAAAGCCUUCCUAAGUCGUACUGAUAUAGCAAUUAUACUUAUAAAUCAACACAUUGCAGAAUUAAUAAGACAUCAGUUAGAUGCACAUGUUAAACCAACACCUGCCGUUUUGGAAAUUCCAUCAAAGGAUCAUCCAUACGACGCUUCAAAAGAUUCCAUUCUUCUUAGAGCCAAGGGAAUGUUUAGCGCCGAUGACUUUAAAUGA
Molecule: messenger RNA, 521 nt
Organism: Dimorphilus gyrociliatus
Lineage: Eukaryota; Metazoa; Annelida; Polychaeta; Dinophilidae
Source: the annotation of a GenBank genome assembly